This is a messenger RNA of Arvicanthis niloticus (Nile rat), 2099 nucleotides long. The record is from RefSeq and is a predicted model, not a curated record. NCBI's taxonomy places the organism in Eukaryota, Metazoa, Chordata, Mammalia, Rodentia, Muridae.
AGGAAUGGCACCACGUGGGCCCUGCCCAGAGGAGCUUAUACAGGGAUGUCAUGCUGGAGAACUACAGCCACCUGGUUUCUCUCGAGUUCCUGAGGAUCAAGGACUAGUACUGACUUAUAGGAGGGUCCUUUGUCUGCUUGCUCAAACACCCAAAUCUUGUGUGUUUACCCAUGAGCAGGGUAUCAAGUCUCCAAACCAGAGGUGAUCUUCAAAUUGGAGCAAGGAGAAGAGCCAUGGAUGUCAGAGAGAGAAAUCCAAAGGCCUUUCUGUCCAGCAUUUUGUUUGAACUUCAAGGAGUGUGGGAACUUUCGCACUUUAUAUUUCUUUUAGACUGGAAGACCAGGCCUGAUGUCUUAUCACGGAGUCCGCAGCAGGGCAUAGCUGAAGUAUCUCGCAGUACAAAUGUUUUGUCAUAUGCCACAUUAGGAGAUGUCUGGAAUGUCAAUAUCCAGAGGCACCAGGAAAGUUGGAGAAAACAUCUGGGGCCAGAGGCAUCUUCCCAGAAGAAAAUAACCACUCUAGAGAAAAAAAUUGAGCAAAAUAAAUUUGGUGAAGACUCAAGUUUGAGCACAGACUUGGUUCCACAACUGGACAUUUCUUCGAGUGUAAGGCCCAGCGAAUGUAAAACAUUUGGAAAUAAUUUGGAACACAAUUCAGAAUUAGUUACUCAGACUAGUAUCCUUGCUAAAAAGAAGCCUUAUAAAUGUGACAAAUGUAGGAAAUCAUUUAUUCAUAGAUCAUCACUUAAUAAACAUGAGAAAAUUCAUAAAGAUGAUGCUUACCCCGGUGGAACAAAUCAAGGCGUGCAUUCUGGGAGGAAGCAUCAUGAGUGUACUGACUGUGGGAAAACCUUCCUCUGGAGGACACAGCUUACUGAGCAUCAGAGAAUCCACACUGGCGAGAAACCCUUUGAGUGUAAUGUGUGCGGAAAGGCUUUUAGGCACAGCUCAUCCCUUGGUCAGCAUGAAAACGCACAUACAGGAGAGAAGCCCUACCAGUGUAGUCUCUGUGGGAAAGCCUUCCAGCGCAGCUCAUCUCUUGUUCAACACCAGAGAAUCCACACUGGGGAAAAACCCUAUCGAUGUAAUCUCUGUGGGAGGUCAUUCAGGCACAGUACGUCGCUUACUCAACAUGAGGUCACACACAGUGGAGAGAAACCCUUCCAAUGUAAGGAAUGUGGGAAAGCCUUCAGUAGAUGUUCUUCCCUUGUUCAACACGAGAGGACCCAUACAGGAGAGAAGCCUUUUGAAUGUAGCAUAUGCGGGAGGGCUUUUGGUCAGAGCCCAUCCCUUUAUAAGCAUAUGAGGAUUCAUAAAAGAAGCAAACCUUACCAAAGUAGCAACUUCAGCAUGGCUUUCGAGCCAAACGCUGCUCUUACUCAAGGUGAAAGCGCGCUUACUGAAGUAAAGUCGUACCAUUGUAAUGACUGUGGGAAAGACUUCAGUCACUUCACGGACUUCACCGAGCAUCAGAGGAUCCAUGCUGGAGAGAAUUCCUACGACUCUGAACAGGCCCUUAGUCAGCAACCCAUGUCUCAUCCCCGAGAGAAACCUUAUCAGUGUAACGUAUGCGGAAAAGCUUUUAAGAGAAGUACAAGUUUUAUAGAACAUCAUAGAAUCCAUACUGGAGAAAAGCCCUAUGAAUGUAACGAGUGUGGGGAAGCCUUCAGUCGGCUCUCGUCACUCACGCAGCACGAGAGAACACACACUGGGGAGAAACCAUAUGAAUGUAUCGACUGCGGGAAAGCCUUCAGUCAAAGCUCGUCCCUUAUUCAGCAUGAAAGAACUCAUACUGGAGAGAAGCCCUAUGAAUGUAAUGAGUGUGGGCGUGCCUUUAGAAAGAAAACCAAUCUGCACGAUCACCAGAGGAUUCAUACUGGAGAGAAGCCCUAUGCUUGUAAGGAAUGUGGGAAAACCUUCAGCCGCAGCUCAGCCCUUACUAAACACCACAGAAUUCAUGCACGAAAUAAGCUGUAGGAGAGCCAAACGAUGGGGUGGGCAGGAAGCACUGUCUAAAAUUCGGUUCCAACCCAGUUUCAGAGAGUCCUGGAAGUCUGAGAAUGUAAUUAUGUGUUUGUAUGGAGAAAACUGUGCCACCAG